Messenger RNA from Didymodactylos carnosus, 1140 nucleotides. The record is from the annotation of a GenBank genome assembly. Lineage: Eukaryota; Metazoa; Rotifera; Eurotatoria; Philodinida; Philodinidae.
AUGGGCUGCACAUCUCCUACGUGCGUAUAUGUGACAAAUGAAACUCAACCAGUCCAUUCUCUGGUAGAAACGAAUUUUUGUUUAUUAAGUGCACCUGUUCUUCAACGUUCCCGUAAUUUUCAAUGGUAUUGGAAUUCAACUAAAGAUCAAGAACAGUGGCAGAAGUACACUGACGUCGAAAACGAAUUCAUUGAAGAUGCCUACAACGAGAAAGUGACGACAGAAGUGGAAAUUGACGGAAACUGUAUUAUAGACUUUGAACAUCUUGUUCAGUACAAGAAAAACGAUUUGCACAAACAAUUUCGAAUUAAGCGUGUUCAACUAGAUAGAAAUCGCACUAAUGUUCAUUUGCGUCAAGCGAGAUUUGUAACUCCGGUGAUGCUCGCUGCUGCUUGCACGCCUUUGGUCCUUCAAAAAGAUCCUCUACCAAAGCAAUACUGGAAGCUUGAAUUGGAGAACAAAAUUAAAACAAUGGCAGAUCUAGCAGAAGAUGCUGCUCUGGGAAUUAUCAAAGAAGGAGCAGCAUUGGGUAAAGUACACGAAGCUCGAUGGCUCGCUAAGCAGCUCUUCACAGUCAAACAUUUUGGCAACGAUGUUAAAGCACAAUAUUCUCGUGUUCCGAGAGAAAUCGGUGAAACAUGUGUUUAUCUAUAUACCAAAGAAUCAUUUUGGUAUAAAUCUGUUAAUGGUCUUUUUCGUAAACCAGAAACGGUGACUAUCGACCAAUUAAAAACAUAUGGUCCCUUCUGCCAUCUGAUGCAUUGGUAUUUAAAGAAAAACCAUACGACAGAUAGUGUUACAACAGUCUAUCGUGGCUUAAAUCUUAAUGAUGAACAACGGCAGGAAUUUACGAAAGCAAAUAUAAAAUUCACAUCGUUUACUUCGGCUACCAAAACUCGAGGAAACGCGGAACACUUUGGUAAUACACUUCUCAUUAUUCAUCUAAAUGUGGAAGAUCAAUUCAACGAAGCUGAAGAUGUAAUUUGUGGUGCAGAUAUUUCGGCUUUAUCUGAUUUUCCAGAUGAAGAAGAGUUCUUGAUCUGGCCAGGAUCAGACUUUCGCUUUGUAAAGGAGGAAUAUGAUAGAGCGAAGGAGAAAUAUGUCAUAUAUCUAGAAUCCUCACGAAACGAUUAUAUAUGA